Rhagoletis zephyria (snowberry fruit fly) is the source of this 1166-nucleotide messenger RNA. Its product is annotated as pyrimidine-specific ribonucleoside hydrolase RihB-like. Lineage: Eukaryota; Metazoa; Arthropoda; Insecta; Diptera; Tephritidae. Gene Ontology annotation, molecular function: hydrolase activity, hydrolyzing N-glycosyl compounds. The record is from RefSeq and is a predicted model, not a curated record.
ACUGCAUUUCAUACAUAUACUAAAUAUUGGUUAAAGAGCUUUGACUUAAGUUAUUACAUAAUUUUGUCAUACUGCUGUGGAAAUAUACGUACGUAGAUAUGUAGUUAUUUUUAAUCUAGCUUCUACAUUAUAGUUAAAAUAUGGGCAGAUAUGUGGUGUACGAUUGUGAUGUUGGCAAUGAUGACGCCUGGGGUCUGAUGAUGCUCAUUAAAGCUGAAGCAGUGUACCAAAAUCGUUCCGAAUUGGCAGAUUCACCAGCAAAAUUUGAAAUUAUCGGCAUCACAUGCGUACAAGGAAACACAAGUGUCGAUCAGACUCUGAUAAAUACGCUGCGAGUACUGAAAGCAGCCAGCAGAAAUGAUUUGGCAAUCUAUAAAGGUUGCAGUAGUCCCAUCAUGAAAAAUGAAUGGAAAAAUCCCGAAAAUUUUCAUGGACAAGAUGGUUUUGGAAAUGUGGAACACGAGAAGCCAGUGGAUUUGAAUUUGGUGCGAGAAAAGCAUGCGGUAAUUGCGAUGUACGAUUUUGUUUGCAAGCACCCGAAAAGGGUGGACUUCUUAUUGGUGGGGCCGCUGACCAAUUUUGCGACGUGCAUCAAUAUGUAUGGCUCAGCAUUUUUGGAUAAAAUUGGAAAAAUCUACAUUAUGGGUGGAAAUUAUAGGGGCAAAGGCAACAUCACCAAAAGUGCUGAGUUCAAUUUUAUGAUGGAUCCGGAAGCUGCACACAUUGUUUUAGCAUCUGUUCCCACUCCUGUGACUCUUCUACCGUGGGAAACGUGCAUCGAUGGAGAUUUUGAUAUUACACUUGAUUUUCGUUUAAAUGUUCUUGGCACUAUUAAAAGUGAUUUCAUCGAACUGAUGAAUCUUGUGGAACGUGCCAUAUUCAUACCGAAGGGCUUGGAACGUUGGCUAGUGUGUGAUGCUGUUUUAGUAGCAGCCUACCUCUUUCCGCAUUUGACGGUGAAACAGAGUCAACUCUAUCAUGCCACCGUUGAAUUAGCUGGUACACACACACGCGGUCAAAUGGUUAUAGAUCACUUGAGACAGGAGAAAGAGAAUGCAAAAAUUAUUAUGGAAGUGAAUGGGGAAGGAUACAAAAAAAUUAUUGCAUGGACAGCGGGACUUAAAGGUGUUUAUAUGGAAUGUGAAUUGGAAAAGGAUUUGUGAAUU